Messenger RNA from Acyrthosiphon pisum (pea aphid), 1314 nucleotides. RefSeq lists its product as uncharacterized. Bases 1 to 1314 code for a protein of 437 amino acids. Lineage: Eukaryota; Metazoa; Arthropoda; Insecta; Hemiptera; Aphididae. The record is from RefSeq and is a predicted model, not a curated record. Gene Ontology annotation, molecular function: nucleic acid binding. The transcript has a single exon.
AUGAUUAUAAACACUUACAAAACCAAAAUUGCUCAAAAUCCAGAAAUUAAAAUGCUUCAUCUUAAAAAAAUUAUAUCAACUGAACUCGGUAUUGGAAUGUCUACAAUAUACCAAACAAUUUUAGAGUACAAACGGACGAAAACCAUCUCAUCACCAAAUAAAACAAAAAUAUUUAAAAGCAUAAAAGAUAAAGUUGACGAAUUCGAUAAAUAUGCUAUCAGGCGAAAAAUACAUCAAUUUUGGUUUAGACGUGAGUUACCGACUCUAGAUAAAAUUUUGUGUGUCAUAAAUGAAGAUGUCGAUUUGCCUAAUUUUUCACGCUCCUCGCUCCAUAGAUUAUUAGGAUAUAUGGAUUUCGAAUUUGUUAAACGUGGUCGAAAUUGCGCAAUGAUUGAGCGUAAUGAAAUUGUUGUUUGGCGGAGAAAAUAUUUAUUGGAUAUUCGGAGAUAUCGUGAGGAGGGUCGGCCAAUAUACUAUUUAGACGAAACUUGGGUAAAUGCUGGUGACGUACCGAGUAAAGUUUGGUGCGAUAAAUCAAUCAAAUCUGCGAGAGAUGCAACAAAUAAAGGUCUUUCAACGGGAGCAGUAAAUCCUAGUGGAAAGGGGAAACGCCUGAUAGUUUGCCAUAUCGGGUCGGAAGAUGGAUUUGUUUCUGACAGUCUUCUGUGCUUUGAGUCUAAGAAAAACACCCAAGACUAUCACGAUGAAAUGAACGGUGAUUGUUUCCGUGAUUGGUUGGAAAGUGUUUUACCUAGACUCAAAGAUAACGCAGUAAUUGUCAUGGACAACGCUCCGUACCAUUCGGUGAAACAGGACAAAUGCCCAACGAGAAACACCAGUAAACCUAAAAUUAUUGAAUGGCUCGAGAGCAAAGGAGAGGUUAUUAGUAGACCAAUGGUUAUUCCAGAGCUUCUUUUGAUUGUGGACAGGCUGAGACCUUUGUAUAAUAAAUAUGUAAUUGAUGAACUAGUCAAAAAACAAAACAAAACGAUUCUUCGACUGCCACCUUACCACUGCGAGUUCAAUCCUAUUGAGCUCGCAUGGUCCAGUGUAAAAAACCAUGUGAGGAUGAACAACAAAACCUUUAAGCUAAACGACGUAAAACAAUUACUAAUAGAAGGCGUAGAAAGAGUUAAUGCCGACAUGUGGAAAAACUUCAUUAAGCAUACUAUAGAAGAGGAGGAAAAGUUUUUGAAAAUGGACUUUGUGGUGGAUGAAUUGAUGGCUGAAAAAGAACCAUGUGUUUUAAAUGUUGAAACUGAUGACUCGGACGAUUUUGACGACGUUAGACCUUUAUCAGAAACUGAUGAAUAA